GAGUACCAUGCCUUGACGAACGGCAUCUUCAGCCAGCACCGGGGUACAAUGUUGGACGUUGCCAAGGGCGUCUUCGAGUUCAACGAGGAUUUGAAUAAGCUGUUCGGGCCCGACCUAGAGCUGGCAGAGCUACGCCACCUGAAUCUGAUCCAGGAUAUCGAACGCUCGUUAGAUGAGUUCUUCACCAACCGGCUGACCCUGCGGCUGAUGAUCUCCCAC
Molecule: messenger RNA, 219 nt
Organism: Symbiodinium pilosum
Lineage: Eukaryota; Dinophyceae; Suessiales; Symbiodiniaceae
Source: the annotation of a GenBank genome assembly